AUGUCGGAAAACACCUCUGCAAUUGAAGAUGAGGUCGACGUUCACUUCGAACCUGUAAUCAAGCUCACCGAGCAAGUCGACACGAAAACUAAUGAGGAAGAUGAGGAAGUUCUUUUCAAGAUGCGCGCAAAGCUGUUCCGCUUUGACGCUGACUCUACUGAAUGGAAGGAGCGCGGAACUGGUGAUGUUCGUCUGCUUUCGCACAAGGAAACCAAGAAAGUCAGACUUGUGAUGAGACGCGACAAGACCUUGAAGGUUUGCGCAAACCACGUUAUUUCUGGUGAUAUGCGAUUGCAACCCAAUGUCGGAUCUGACAGGAGCUGGGUCUGGAAAGUUGCCGCAGACUACUCUGAACAGCCUCCUACCGCAGAAACUCUUGCCAUCCGCUUUGCCAAUCCCGAGAAUGCUAAGCUUUUCAAGGCUGCCUUCGAAGAUGCUCAGAAGACCAAUCUGGCGCUAAGUGGCAAAGCCCCAGUCCAGACAGAGGGUGCCACGAAAGAGGAGGAAGAGGAGAAAGUCGAGGAAAAGACUGAGGAAAAAGAGAAUGCAGAAGAGGAAAAGCCUACUGAGGAAGAGCCGAAGAAGGAUUAA
Molecule: messenger RNA, 591 nt
Organism: Psilocybe cubensis
Lineage: Eukaryota; Fungi; Basidiomycota; Agaricomycetes; Agaricales; Agrocybaceae
Exons: 5
Coding region: 1-591 (196 amino acids)
Biological process (GO): nucleocytoplasmic transport
Cellular component (GO): nuclear pore; cytoplasm
Molecular function (GO): GTPase activator activity
Source: RefSeq, a predicted model, not a curated record